AUGGCGUCCAAGAAUGCGUCUAAGUCUUCAGGUACAACAAGAAAUAUAAAAAAAUCUACUGUUUUGAAAUGGAAAGUUGGGAAUUGGCUGGAAAUUGUAGACUCUAAUAGGCACAAAGGUGAAGUUUGGGUAACUUCUGUGCGAUGCAAAUUGUGUGCAAAAUAUGAAAAGAAGCUAACAAACACGCGAAAUUUUAACUUUUCAUGGUGUCGUGGUACAACAAAUGUGAAGCUAGAUGCUGUGAAAACCCACAUGAAUGGGGAACCACACAAGCUUGCAUUGAAGUUGGAGGAUGAAGAGAUGUUUAAGGCAAAGCCAGGCCCACUACCUGCAUAUGCUGCGACACCACUGGGAAAGGCAUUUUUUAAGCUAAACGAGAAUGAUAAAGUGAGAGUCAAGAAAUUGAUUGAAAUAGCAUAUGUUGUUGUCAAAGAAGAGAUGCCAUUCACCAAAUUUGUUGCCAUUGCUAAGCUAGAGAAACGGCAUAGGGUUGAAUUGGGCCGAACAUACCUAAACGAUCAUGCAUGUGCAGAUUUUGUUGACACUAUAGCUGAAAUAUAUGAAGAUGAAUUAAACCAGGUUCGUGUGCUUUUGAUGUUUUGA
Messenger RNA from Paramuricea clavata, 603 nucleotides. NCBI's taxonomy places the organism in Eukaryota, Metazoa, Cnidaria, Anthozoa, Malacalcyonacea, Plexauridae. The record is from the annotation of a GenBank genome assembly.